AUGGCAUCCGACCCCCUCCAUGACCUGGAUAACGUCUUCGACGACCAUCCGUCCCUCGACGCCUCGCUUGAAGACUUUGAAGAACAGUACGCGCAUCGGUCUCCGUUCUUCGGCCUACCAUCGCAGCAUUCUGGUUUCCGCUCGGGGAUCACAGAGACAUCGCCAUCUGACCAUGGUGGAAAUAUUUCUCGCUCCAGCAGUCCGUGGUCCCCACCAGGCUUGCGAGGUACAUUCCCAACGCCUGAACCACAUCACUAUCAACCACAGCAGCAGAAUCAACAAACACCUACGCAGCAGCAAUCUCCAGGCUAUCACCCAGCGAUGAUGGCUGGAGCAGCCUGGUACAGGCAACAGCCGUACAUGCGCAACCAGCCAGACUUUAGACCGGACCAUCUGCGGCCGAAUAGUCCCGAUUCGAGAUCAAGAGAGGUUAGUCCGCAGUAUGAAGAUGCGCCUGAGAAACCAACGCCGACCCAGACCUGGAAAGAGGAAGGAAGUGAGUUGAUACUGCCAGCGAGCAUACCACUACCACCAGGAGCGGAUUCGCCGGUAAAGGGCCGUUCGCCGAGUCCAUGUCCAGAGACCAAAACCGGAGCCGGCAUUGGAGUAGAUGAAAAGAAAAAAGGUGAUAAAGACGAUACCAGGCCUAGCGCCGCGUCGACUAAGCAAGGUCCAGAGUCAAUUACAAACUAUAUCCGGUUUGCAGUCCGCGCUGAAGUCCAACAUCGCGAACCAUUCGUCGCAUUUUUCAACUACAUAGGAGCGAAAGUGGACUCCAUGACCCAAACCCGAUCCUCAACCAUAUUAUCAAUCGUCGUCGGCCUUAUAUCAUUAACAUUCAUGCGAGCACUUUUCCUACCUCCAACCUUACCACCAGUACCAGAUAUCGUGAAACUAUCGAGCUUCACACGUUCUUUUGAGCCAUUGAUCUAUUAUUCGGAAAACGGGGUGCAGCAGAUCGGUACUCUGCAAGAAACUGGCGUCGCGGUAUGGGAUCUCGCUGAAUCAGUACGAGGCACGAACAUGACCAGUGCACCGAUCAUCGUGAGAGAGCUAGAUGAGCUCUCCCAGUCAUUGAAUUCACUCUCCCUGGAACUUACGCGGUUCUUCGCAAAUGUUGACGCAGAUAUCGACUCGAUUUUAAUCGUCAUGGAAUGGGCACGGAGGGAGCUAGAGGCAUUAUCCUCCCAACCCCCAAACACCCUUUCAUCCAUCUUCUUCGACAACUUCCAUAGCAUGUUGUCUCGCCUUGGCGUACUCGAGACGCUACCCACCAGCGUCUCAGCCAAUAUAAGCAAUGGCAUGAACAAUGAAACCAACCCCGAGAUGCCAGGAUCGCCGGUCCCUACACGCCUAGGAGCCUUCAUCACCACUUUAUUCGGACGCACUCGCUCCCAACGCACGCAAUUAACGUUAACACACGCCUUUACUGAACUUCUUUCCGUGCUGGAAGAGAGCAUAAAUAACGAACUAACGCACUCCACCGCUCUCUUCACCCUCUUCGAAUCCAUAGACCGCCAAUUCCUUAACCUCCAACGCACAGUGGUCCGUGAAUCGAACGCCCAGGAACGUGCGGAAGGCGAACUCCUCUCUUCCCUAUGGACGCGAGUCCUAGGCUCCAACGCUAUGGCGUUACGAAAAUACGAAAAGAAUCGCCGGCUACUUUCGAGCGUCAGACAACGAACAGUCGCCAACAAGCAUCUUCUCAUGGACCACCGGGGGAGAUUACUAGCUUUAAAGGCUAACCUGGAAGCUCUGAGACGGAAACUAGUCAGCCCUUUACUGCGAGGCGGGAACAGUUCCUCCGGACUAGCGCUCGGUAUUGGACCGUUGGUGGGGAUUAGCACUACCUCUGCACAUGGCGGUGGCGGGUCAGAGGACGUGGUAGGAUCCGAAAAUGCGAUGGAUAUGAUUAUCCACGGCCAGAUAAGGGGACUAGACGGAGCGCAUGAUUAUCUUAAGGAGGUGAGGGAUAAGCAGAAGGCGAAGUUGAUGGAGAUGGUUUAUGGAGCGGGCAAUCGACGUGUUGCUGCGAUGGUUGAUGGUGAGAGCGACGAUGGUGAAGGUGAUGGUAAGACAGACAUGGACGAAAUGGAGGAGAAGUAA
Messenger RNA from Arthroderma uncinatum, 2106 nucleotides. RefSeq lists its product as uncharacterized. The transcript has 2 exons. The record is from RefSeq and is a predicted model, not a curated record. Bases 1 to 2106 code for a protein of 701 amino acids. Lineage: Eukaryota; Fungi; Ascomycota; Eurotiomycetes; Onygenales; Arthrodermataceae.